AGAUUGGAUUUAUCCUCUCGCGAACAUACAUGUAUGUGUAUAACUCUAUCACCAGCUUGCAUUUUACCUAUAUCAUUUCAGAAUACCCGUUGAGCCUCUGUCUUAGGCUUUAUCAGUGGUUCUACGUCUAGGCUUCAAUGUAUAAAGCCUUAGUGUUGGCCGGCAGGCUGAAGCCUGAUGCUAGACUGGGGCUCGCACUAUGCGAAUUUACUACCACACUCGACGAAGAAAGUCGUAGAAUAUUCGUUAAGAUGCGGUCUAGUCCAUCUGCAGUACCAACUGCUUCAGAUGUGAUAAGAGUUACCGAGGAGUUGAACAGAGAAUGGGCUAAGCGUCAUAGAGCCUGGAGGCUACUCGGGACGAGACUAAAGAAUUUCUUGAGCCGAAUCCAAUCAAUUGCCAGCAUUGGAGAUGUACUGGUGGGCGGUUCGCAGAAUAUUCUGAAAUAUCGACUCCUCCUAUUACUAUCUCCUCAUCAAGCAAGCUAUGAAAAUUUAUGGCGAUGGCAGCGACGGAAGGGAUCGUGUUUCUGGAUUUUCGGGACGAAAUAAUACUCAGCCUGGCGUAGCCGAGAUACUUCGUGCGUUUUGUGGCUAAAUGGCAGCAUGGGCAGCGGAAAAACCGUUACAUUAGCGAACAUCGUGGCUGAUAUUCACUUACGACAACCGUGCCUUUAUUUCUUCUGCGUAUCAAAGGAACCGGAGUCUCUGAGCUUUAGGG
Daldinia decipiens is the source of this 720-nucleotide messenger RNA. RefSeq lists its product as uncharacterized. The transcript is spliced from 2 exons. NCBI's taxonomy places the organism in Eukaryota, Fungi, Ascomycota, Sordariomycetes, Xylariales, Hypoxylaceae. The record is from RefSeq and is a predicted model, not a curated record. The coding region runs from base 138 to 551 and encodes 137 amino acids.